AUGGCAGAAGGAACCCAAGCUGUGUUCUCAGCUCUUGACAAUGCCAAGACACAACUCUACCAUUUCAAGGCCAUCGUCAUUGCUGGUAUGGGAUUCUUUACAGAUGCUUAUGAUCUUUUCUGCAUUACUGCUGUCACCAAGCUCAUAGGUCGCCUCUACUACUUUGAUCCUUCCAAUCACAAACCCGGCCAAAGCCCCAAGCCAGGAGUUCUCCCAACAAAUGUCAAUAAUGCAAUAGUUGGAGUUGCUUUAUGUGGAACACUAGCAGGGCAACUCUUCUUUGGUUGGCUAGGUGACAAACUUGGUAGGAAGAAAGUAUAUGGGUUAACUCUAGUCACAAUGGUGGGAUGUGCCUUGGCCUCUGGCCUUUCCUUUGGCUCUACAGCUGAAAGUGUAAUUGCGAGUCUGUGUUUCUUCCGCUUCUGGCUUGGGUUUGGUAUUGGAGGGGACUAUCCACUAUCAGCAGUGAUAAUGUCUGAAUAUUCAAACCAGAAAACUAGAGGAGCUUUCAUUGCAGCUGUGUUUGCGAUGCAAGGAAUGGGGAUAUUGGUUGCAGGAGCGGUAUCCAUGAUUGUGUCCAAGUUAUUCUUGAUUGCUUUUGAUGCUCCAGAAUUUCAAGAAAAUGCUGUUCUAUCUACUCAAUCACAAGGAGAUUUUGUUUGGCGGAUCGUGCUUAUGUUUGGUGCAGUUCCUGCCGCUUUGACAUACUACUGGCGGAUGAAAAUGCCGGAAACUGCUAGGUACACGGCCUUGGUUGCAGGAAACCAUCAAAAAGCUGCUGCUGACAUGGCCAAAGUCCUUGAAAAGGACAUAACUAUAGAAGCAGCUCCUGUUAUCAGCUCUAACUCUUCUUACAAAUUGAUUUCCAAGGAGUUUGUCCGGAGACAUGGGCUUCACCUGCUUGGAACAACUAGUACUUGGUUCCUGUUGGACAUUGCAUUCUAUAGUCUCCAACUCACACAGAAAGAUGUUUACCCAGUUAGUGGAAUAGUACGUAAGAACACAACAAUGAAUGCAAUUGAUGAAGUAUUCCAACUCUCAAAAGCAAUGUUCUUAGUUGCACUAUUUGCAACAGUCCCAGGAUACUGGUUGACUGUCUUCCUGAUUGAUACACUUGGAAGGUUCAUAAUCCAGCUUGGUGGGUUCCUACUCAUGUCCAUUUGCAUGGCCAUUCUUGGAAUUUUCUAUUACGAUCUUAGGGGUAAUACGUGCACCGAUCCAAAGGCAACCAAAGAAUAUUGUGACGGCAAGCCUGCAUGGUUCAUGGUUCUUUACGGGCUUACCUUAUUUUUUGCAAACUUUGGACCCAAUAGCACAACCUUUAUUGUGCCAGCAGAGCUAUUCCCUGCAAGGUUUCGUUCAACAUGCCAUGGGAUAUCUGCAGCCGCAGGCAAAGCAGGAGCUAUUAUUGGUGCAUUUGGGGUGCAGUCAUAUGCUCAAAAGGGGACGAAGGGAAUCAAGCAGGCUAUAAUUGCACUUUCUAUUGUUAAUUUGAUAGGGUUUCUCUUCACCUUCUUGGUGCCAGAAACAAAGGGGCGGUCACUUGAGGAAAUUUCCGGAGAAGACAGGGAUCUUGGUGGAAGAGGAGACACAGCCAAUGGAAAUAAUACUAAGACCAAAGAUUCUAUCAAUGAUGAUAAGCUCCCAGAAAGUGAUAUGGUUUAGUUCUUAGAUAUUCAUUUUGUUUUAUGUGAGAUUUUGUAUAUCCAGUUUUAAUAAAACAGAUAUUCACUUCUUUUACUGAGAAGGAAAAACAGUUGCUCCAACCAAAAAUAGAGAUUGUAUCCAAG
This is a messenger RNA of Pistacia vera, 1790 nucleotides long. Its product is annotated as probable inorganic phosphate transporter 1-2. The coding region runs from base 1 to 1665 and encodes 554 amino acids. Gene Ontology annotation, biological process: transmembrane transport. Gene Ontology annotation, molecular function: transmembrane transporter activity. Lineage: Eukaryota; Viridiplantae; Streptophyta; Magnoliopsida; Sapindales; Anacardiaceae. The transcript has a single exon. Gene Ontology annotation, cellular component: membrane. The record is from RefSeq and is a predicted model, not a curated record.